CACUCUCAAAUCUGUCCGCUCCUAUCUUCAAUCUAAAAUCAGCACUGACAGUGACAGUUUCUAUUUGUACAGGAAGAGUUUCCUUUGAUUGGCUCAUUUUCCUAUUCCACGUAGAUGCUGGCUCAGUACUUUCUGUGUGCUAUGCACGUAAGUAACGUUCUAGUCCUCGCUGAUUGACCUGAAUCCAUUCCCACAUUUGCCACGAUCGCUGGAGAGCUACAUGACGGUAGAAACGGCAUCUGCAAACGCCAGCCAUGUCUUCUCAGGAAUCCAAAAACGUGGAAGUUUUUUAUUUGGUUACUAGCUGUAGUCAUCAUUACAAUAGUAGAGAGUUUUUGGAAGAUAAUGACACAGAGCAUCCAAGUAGCUGCCCUGGCGGAAGAGGUGACAAUAACCGAGAAUAACCACCAAGGAACGGAUCAAGAGGAACAAGGUUUGAUGUGCAGAUAUAAGAAGACUAUUUUAAUAAGUGGUACUAUAUCAAUGUUUAUUAUUAUUAUUGUUCUGGUUAGUAUUUUGAGUAUUAGAUCAGCUACACCUUGUCAGUGUCUUUGCCCAGUAGAUUGGGUUAAUUUCCAGAACAAAUGCUAUUAUUUCUCUAAAGAAGAAAGAGACUGGAACUCAAGCAGAUCCAACUGUUCCACUCACCGAGUCGAUCUAACCACGAUUGACACCGAGGAAGAGAUGCGUUUCCUGAGUGGGUAUAAAGGUAGUUAUGAUCACUGGAUUGGGCUGAAGAUGACAGGAGAUCAAAGUGGACAAUGGGUGAAUGGAACCAAAUUUAACAAGUGGUUUGCUGUGAAAGGGAAUGAAGAAUGUGCUUACCUCAAUGAUGAUGGUGCAGCAACAGCUCGAUGCUACACAGAAAGAAGGUGGAUUUGUAGGAAAGAAAUACACUAAUUUAACGCUUCUGGUAAAUGACUUGAUGGCCAUCUGACUGGAGAGAUGAGGAUUGUCAACUAUCACCUGAAACGUGGAAUUGCGAGAAAGGAUUGUCUCCCAGAACAGAGAAGGAUGGCCUGGUGACACACAGACUGUGAACCUCCAACUGCCCAUACAAUGAAACAAUGAAUUCUUUGGAUGUAAACCAUGAUUUGUGAUACUUUCUUAUAGCAGCUCUAGAAAACUAAGCUAUCAUAUUAGUUAAACAUUAACUUAUUUUCAUUUUUGUGUCCCAUUUUUUUCAGAAACAAGCCUGAGCUAGAAUAUCCCUUUCUUGUCUCAGAGCCCUUUUUCAAAUUAAGUAAAACACUAGGGUACUUCAAAAGUUCUUGGAAAGAUGGAAUUAAAAGUGUAAGUUUAUUUUGGCCAAAAAAAAAAAAAAAAUCAGUCCAUGCAUAGUAAGUUAAUUUCAUGAUUUUUUCCACAAAUAUUUUGAAGACCCCUUGAAUGUUCUUCCAGUCUCUCCUCAGUCCGUCUGAUCUGCUCUGUUGCUCCACAAUCUGCACAAAUGCAGGUUUCUACAAAUCAACUCUGUUCUCAUGGCAUCCCCUGAACUUCCUGUAGUUUCAUCUUUUCAUCCUGUGCAACAUUUAAGCUCAAUUAACCUUUCCUGUGUGUUUCUUUCUUCUUUAAAUAUUGUCUCCCAUGAAUUCUGUGAUACCUGUCCCUGAAAGUCCUCCUUGCUGCAACACUUCUCUGCUUUCUGUACCCUUUUCAGUAAGUCAGCAAGUCCCAAUACUGUUGGCAAUCGUCUAAACAAUUCACAUCUCUGUAAUCCCAAACCUUUCACACUGUCCCAUCAUCUUGUGCCUUAACUACUGAAAUAACCACCUGCAUAGCUAGCCACUUCCUCAUGCUCCCUUCCCCACUCUGUGCCCAGGGCAGUGGUUCCAAAACUCAGAACUUAGCAGGUUACUCUACUAAUUGGAGCCUUUACUAGCUCCCAAUUGCUGUGAAAAUGAAAAUUGAAACACAUGUUGUGUGAGAUAUCCUGUAUUUUUCAGCCAUAUUUCAUACUUAGCCUCUCUUUUCCUGACCAAAAUAACACUAUCCUUUGACUUUAACCUUAAAGCAUAAAGUAGUCACUAAAACUAAGAGUUUUUAGUUUUCAUAUAGUGGUACUUUACCUGGGGCCACUUGAGAGGUUUUCUCCUGCUUCCUAAUUCUAUUCACUUCUCAGUUCAUUUGUCCCAUAUAUAAAGAACUAGUACCCAAAACCUAUGAUAAGGGCAUCUCCUCCCUCCCUUUUAUAUUCUCCUAAAUACCACAUAACUUUUCCUCCUGGUGCCUAUCAAAUUGUUAUUCCACCAAUAUUUAUUGGGGAUCUGUUAUGUGUCAGGCAUUGCUUUUAAUAAUAGGGAUCUAUACAGGUAAAAACUCUUGCCAUCAUGGAGCUUAAAUUCUCAGGGGCUAAGGGAGAUAAAACAUAACAUUUUAAGAGAUAUAAAGGAAUGUAAGCUAUUUAGAAAAGAAACAAAGUUUUAUUUUUAUAUGUGUCUG
Messenger RNA from Tupaia belangeri chinensis (Chinese tree shrew), 2442 nucleotides. Its product is annotated as C-type lectin domain family 2 member B. NCBI's taxonomy places the organism in Eukaryota, Metazoa, Chordata, Mammalia, Scandentia, Tupaiidae. The transcript is spliced from 8 exons. The coding region runs from base 346 to 900 and encodes 184 amino acids. The record is from RefSeq and is a predicted model, not a curated record.